Messenger RNA from Zophobas morio, 971 nucleotides. RefSeq names its product 5'-AMP-activated protein kinase subunit beta-1-like. The record is from RefSeq and is a predicted model, not a curated record. The coding region runs from base 34 to 897 and encodes 287 amino acids. Gene Ontology annotation, molecular function: protein kinase binding. Gene Ontology annotation, cellular component: nucleus; cytoplasm; nucleotide-activated protein kinase complex. Gene Ontology annotation, biological process: signal transduction. The transcript has 10 exons. Lineage: Eukaryota; Metazoa; Arthropoda; Insecta; Coleoptera; Tenebrionidae.
CGAAGCGAGUUGAAGGGGCUUCUCCGCAAAGAAAUGGGUAACACCAGCCUUCAAUCGAGAAAGUCAGAGUCUAUAAUAACCGGCUAUUUGCCUAAUGAAGAAGUUUCGCCUUCAAAAUAUAAGCAGCGGGCUAUGAUGGAUUUUAACGUAACUGAUGCCGCUGAUUGCACCAUUAAAGCUGAAAUUCCUUUCUUUUUAUCCAACUCUCCCACAUUAUCUCCUUUAGAUUCUUCAACGCGUAACAAAGCAAUAAGUAAGCUCCCUCAAGCAAGUACUGAAAAAGAAAAUGCGUUAGUGCCCCAUGUUUUCCGGUGGACGCACGGAGGGAGCCACAUCUACGUGACUGGCACGUUUAAUAACUGGCGCGAGAGAAUCCCACUAAAUAAAAGUCGCGAAGAAUUUACAACCAUCAUCAAUCUGCCGCCGGGGACUCACCAGUUUAAGUUUAUUGUCGACAACGAGUGGAAAAUAAAUCCGGAUUUACCCACAAUGCCUGAUCGGUCUGGAGCUGUAAACAAUUUCCUUGAAAUCGGAGACGCAGAUGAAGACGAUUUCGACUUUGAGGAUUUUGUAUCAGCCUCCGCUCCUGCCAAAAGUCCGCCGGGGGACUCAGGUGGCUACAGCCAGACGAUCCCCAAACUGGACGGCACCAGCAAGCCGCCGCCCGUACUGCCGCCGCAUCUCAUGCAAGUGCUGCUUAACUGCGCGCCAGUCUCGCAGAGCGAUCCGUCUCUCUUGCCAAUCCCGAACCACGUGUUACUGAACCACCUGUAUGCAUUGUCCAUCAGCGACGGGGUGAUGGUGCUAGGGAUGACCCACCGCUACCAGAAAAAUUCGUUCCCGACAGACACCCAAAAGUUUCGAAGAUUGUUUCUCCGUGCAAAUAUUUCCAAGUAGUUACCUUAAAAAAAAAGAACCAAAUCUUCAAUCACGUUAUAAAUUUCUUCGGGCUUCUGGCUCUGUUUUACGGC